Messenger RNA from Parathielavia appendiculata, 2052 nucleotides. RefSeq names its product Gpi16 subunit, GPI transamidase component. Gene Ontology annotation, biological process: attachment of GPI anchor to protein. The record is from RefSeq and is a predicted model, not a curated record. Lineage: Eukaryota; Fungi; Ascomycota; Sordariomycetes; Sordariales; Chaetomiaceae. Bases 44 to 1882 code for a protein of 612 amino acids. Gene Ontology annotation, cellular component: GPI-anchor transamidase complex. The transcript has 4 exons.
AUUGUCGUCUUCGUCCCGACACUCCUUUUGCUCCUGCCAUUCCAUGCGCCCAUGGCCAGACCGCCGUGACGGAGAAAGAUGGGUCAAUUUUUGUCGUUCCUUUGCACUCGCCGCCGACUACUAUGAGCGGCUGAAUCUGCGGCCGCUGCCUCUGUCGGCGCUCCUGGCCAGCUUCAACUUCCGCUCCAAUACGACCGUUUCCGAGUUCGAAAAGGGCAACUUCCGCUUCUUCCCGCGAUCGCUCGGUCAGAUCUUGCAACAUGCCGGCACGCGCGAGUUGCAUCUGAGGUUCAGCCUGGGGAGAUGGGACGCCGAGAGCUGGGGUGCGAGACCAUGGAAUGGCGCGAGGGAGGGCGGCACGGGUGUCGAACUGUGGGCGUGGCUCGAGGCCGACACAGACGAGGAAGCCGACCACAAAUGGCUGAUCCUCACCAACGCCCUCUCGGGGCUCUUUUGCGCCUCACUCAACUUUAUCGACGGCACCCGCACGACGCGACCCGUCAUGUCCUUCCAGCCCCAAGGCGACCACUCGACCGUCACAAACAUGCAUCUGCUGUACGGAGUGCUGCCGCACGAGGUGGUUUGCACCGAGAACCUCACCCCCUUCUUGAAGCUUUUGCCGUGCAAGGGGAAGGCUGGCAUCGCAAGUCUGUUGGAUGGUCAUAAGCUGUUUGACGCGUCGUGGCAGACCAUGGCCAUUGAUGUACGGCCCAUCUGCUCGCCUGGACAAGAAUGCGUUCUCCAAAUUGAGCAGACCAUCGACAUGGUUCUCGACAUUGAUCGGUCCAAGCGACCUAGGGACAACCCAAUCCCUCGAUCCCCGCCCGCUGACCAGCUACCUUGCGAUACCUCGAAGCCAUACCACUCCCACGACGCGUGCUUUCCUGCCGACCACACCGCAAAUCAGGACUGGUCCCUCUCGCAGAUCUUUGGGAAACCCAUGAGGGGCACCUGCCCGCUGACCGACUCGUCCAUCCCGCCAGUCUGCCUCCAUGUCCCGGACUCCCGUGAUGUCUUCGUCUCAGAAGGCGUGCACGAGAAAAAGAACUCCGACCAAGUCUGCCGGUGCUACGAGAUACCCCCGUCCGCCGACUUCGAAAUGGCCCUCCCCAAGCCCGAUGACUCGGCCGACCCCACAACAACCGCCAUCGUCAACCCAGAAACUCCUCUCCUCUACGCCGAGCGCAGCUUCACAGGCCACGGUCAAGAGCGCGGCGGCGUGCAAACCAUUCUGCGCAACCCAAGCCCAGACACCGACGUUGAGUUCGUCUACAUGGAAACGCUCCCCUGGUUCAUGCGCAUUUACCUGCACACCCUGGAAGCCCGCGUGGCGGGCGGUUCCCGCACGAACAACAGCACCACAAAGCUCAUCCAGCAAGUCUACUACCGCCCCGCCGUCGACCGCGCCCGCGGCACGCAGCUCGAAGUGCGCAUGCGCGUCCCGCCGGCCUCGACCGUGUUCCUCACCUACGAUUUUGAGAAGUCCAUCCUGCGAUACACCGAGUACCCGCCGGACGCGAACCGCGGGUUCGAUGUCGCCGCGGCGGUCAUCACCGUCAUCAACCCGCUUCAGCGCUCCAAUACGGAAGAGGGAGAAGACGGGACUGCCGCUGGGGGAAGUGGCAGCAGUGGCAGGGUGGCAGCAUAUACCCUGCGGACGACGUCGCUGCUGUGCAGCCUGCCGACGCCCGAUUUCAGUAUGCCAUAUAACGUCAUCAUCUUCACGUCGACGGCCAUUGCCUUGGCGUUUGGCGGAGUGUUUAAUAUCCUGGUUCGCCGGUUCGUUGCAGCUGAUGAAGGGCCUGAGGCGGGGUUGGCGAUUGUGCUGGAAAGGGUAAAGGGGAAGUUGGCGGGAUUGGUCAAGAAGGGGGUGAGCAUGUAAUUAUUGGUUGUCUGUGGCUGAUGAGAAUCCAGGUAUGUGCCUCUGGACGUUCAACAAUCGCGUCGUAGAGAGUAUCACCAUUGUCGCCUCCUAUGCACGCCUCUGAUGUGCAGCUGGCCUGGGUGCAGUGGAGGACCGGCUCUGCCUCCAAUCCCCCGGGUGAAACGGCU